Molecule: messenger RNA, 912 nt
Organism: Fusarium vanettenii 77-13-4
Lineage: Eukaryota; Fungi; Ascomycota; Sordariomycetes; Hypocreales; Nectriaceae
Exons: 1
Biological process (GO): mRNA splicing, via spliceosome
Cellular component (GO): spliceosomal complex
Source: RefSeq, a predicted model, not a curated record
CGGAUAGCCAUAAAAUUUGGAGCACCAUCAAACAAUAAUUCAAAGAAACUCUCGAGGCCAAACCCGCCAUCUGCCCUUGGGAAGCGACCUCGAUCACACGCCUUGGGAGGAGCAUCCGAUUCCGAAUCCGCCGACGACGACCAACACCGAGGACGACAUGAGAAGAUUACAGGGUUCGGUGCGGAUGGCGCAGAGACGGAGCGCAAGGCCAAGGACGCAAGAACAGAGAAGAAGGAAUAUGUCAUCGCCAGACAAGCGAACCGCGACUGGAGGUCAGAGGUGAAGGCGCAAAAGAAGGGAAAGAAUUUGCUCCCCGAAGAGGCGAGGGCCCAGCAGGCCGGCGUGUCUGUAGAGACAGAACCCGCGGAUCAGGAUAAGGGACUCAAAUGGGGCCUAACGAUCAAGGAGAAGACUGCCGGGGAUGAGCAAGGGGACGCCGAACCCGAAACCGAGGAUACGGCCCCCAAGGAUGACGCGAGCAAGGAACCACCACAAAAACGGACGGCAGAUGACGAGGCCAUGGACGCGCUACUAGGCAACAAGGUCGAGGACGAAAAGGUCAUCCAUCUAAAUGAGGAGGAUGCUUACCUCCGCGACAUCAAGGAAACAGGAGAGGCAUCCACACUCGACGACUACGAAGCCAUGCCCGUGGAGGAGUUUGGUGCAGCCCUCCUCCGCGGCAUGGGCUGGGAUGGCAAACCGCGCGGCGCAGUGAAGGAAGUCAAGCGACGCCCGAACCGACUUGGCCUUGGAGCAAAGGAGCUCAAGGAGGCUGAAGACUUGGGUGGGUGGAAUCAGGGCGGUAAGAAGAACCGCCGGCCACGUUUGGACGAAUACCGCCGAGAAGAGAGUAAGCGCAAGGACAGCCGACGCAACGAGGAUAGCUACAAGCGCGAGCGUGAGAGGGAGAGG